Oppia nitens is the source of this 1861-nucleotide messenger RNA. Its product is annotated as sphingomyelin phosphodiesterase-like. The record is from RefSeq and is a predicted model, not a curated record. Lineage: Eukaryota; Metazoa; Arthropoda; Arachnida; Sarcoptiformes; Oppiidae. The transcript has 5 exons. The coding region runs from base 146 to 1861 and encodes 571 amino acids. Gene Ontology annotation, biological process: sphingomyelin catabolic process. Gene Ontology annotation, molecular function: sphingomyelin phosphodiesterase activity.
UGCUCUGGCCAAACACAUAGCGGCGGCACCGGUAGCUAAAAAUCAUAAUAAUAAUAAUAAUAGUUAUUAUCAUCACUUUAUUGAUGCCGAUGGCCAACACCAGCAACAAUCAAUUGGUCACAGUUUGGCCAUACCGUUGACAUGUAUGGCCUGUAAGGCUGGUGUAGCCGUUAUCAGUAAUACAUGGGUACCCAUGAGGUUUAUCAGGGAACUGGCUAUAAUGGUUUGUCAACUAUUUCAGCCGCUGGAUGUUUGUUCAGCGUUUGCCGAUUUAUUUCAGGAACCGUCAGAAUAUAUCAGAUAUAAUACCGAUUUAAAUAGCGAUGAAAUGUGUGCCGUAUUUCUAGGAGACUAUUGCCUAUCGGCUACCGAUCCAUCAAAAUCACCGAAUGUCUACUGGAGGCUAACAAUACCACCACCUAAACCACCAGUGAAUAUCAGUAGAUCUACCGGUGCUACUACUACUACUACCAGCACUACUACGACUACUACCGGUGCUGAUGAUAAUGAUAAUGAUGACGAUAGCGAUACUAUUAAUACUAAUACUAGAAUAAACAAAAUAUUACACAUAACUGACAUACAUUUGGAUCGGGAGUAUAGGCCGCUGACCACUGCCGACUGUGGCCGACCGUAUUGUUGUCGUACAUUGAAUCAGUCGCUGGUCGACCAGCCCGAUCGCCUGGACUCGGAACUAUGGGGUAGCUAUCGGUGCGAUCCACCCGUCCGUUUAGUCCAAAAUCUAUUUGACACAAUUGACUGGCCAUCGAUGGACUGGAUCUACUGGACGGGUGACGUCACACCACAUAAUACAUGGCAGGACACACGUGAGGGAUCGGUUGAAACUUCCCGGCUGUUGACCGAUAUGUUUGCCAAAUAUACGGUCGGCUCUCAGGCACAGGUAGUUCCAGUUAUUGGCAAUCAUAUAUCGAUACCAGUGGGCUUUUUUGCACCUGAUAAUAUUGAGGACAGUCGACUAUCAUCCAGGGAUCUGUACAAUGAAUUAGCCCAACAAUGGCAACAAUGGUUACCCAAUAGUGCAUUGAAAACAUUGAAAAUUGGCGGCUACUAUGCACUGGCAAUUAGACCCGGCCUUCGGAUACUGGUAUUGAACACUAACUAUUGUUCCCGAUUGAAUCUAUGGGUAUACUAUCGAUCGGUCGAUACGGGCGACCAACUCAAGUGGCUAAUCAAGGAACUGGAUCGAGCCGAGCGGGUCGGCGAUCGGGUACAUCUAGUCGGUCAUAUACCGCCAGAUAAUGCCCAGUGUACCCAGUCGUGGCUAUACAAUUUUAUGGCCAUAGUGGAACGGUAUACGGAAACGAUAACCGGCCAAUUUUACGGACAUACACACUACGAUGAAUUUCGUGUAUACUAUGCCAACGGUAACAGUAGUCGGCCAACUGGUGCCGCUUUUAUCGGGCCAAGUGUUUCGCCGUAUGUACACUCCAAGCACCUGAUGAUCAAUCCGGCCUAUCGUGUCAUCAAAUGUAUGGAUAACGGUACAAUCACCGAUAUGGACACCUAUAACAUGAAUUUGAUUGAAGCCAAUCGCAAUGCCGACGACACAACAACACCCGACUGGCCGUUCAGAUAUUCAAUGGCCAGCGAAUACAAACUCCGGGGGUUUACCGGUCAGGAUAUGGACGGUUUAAUACGGAAAAUGAAACGUAACUAUCGGUCAAACAACCAGACAGAUAAGGACAAUCCGUAUGUCAAACGUUUCUAUGGGCACUAUACACGUGCAGCACGUGCUGACAACACCAACACGUGUGACCAAACGUGUAGACAACAAUUGUUGGCCGAUAUGGUUACCGAUAAUGCAUUUCAAUCAAUGCCCGACUUUAUUGCCGAUAUUGUUUGA